Molecule: messenger RNA, 2041 nt
Organism: Diabrotica virgifera virgifera (western corn rootworm)
Lineage: Eukaryota; Metazoa; Arthropoda; Insecta; Coleoptera; Chrysomelidae
Product: facilitated trehalose transporter Tret1-like
Exons: 2
Coding region: 205-1590 (461 amino acids)
Biological process (GO): transmembrane transport
Cellular component (GO): membrane
Molecular function (GO): transmembrane transporter activity
Source: RefSeq, a predicted model, not a curated record
UCGGCCAAGAAACAGACGUGGCUCAGAGACUAAUUAAUGUGUAAAUCAACUAAUUAGUUUUUUAUUUAAAAAUAUGUGCGAUAAUAAAAAUAUGAACCGGUAUCUUUUUAUUUAAGAAUACAUUUGAUAUUAAUGUUAACUGAUACAAUGUUUAUAGCUGCAUUAAAUAUCAAAAAAUAACAUUCAACAUAAUAAAGUUAAAGUAUGGACUCCCAAAAUGUUAAUAAUUACUUUUUGUACUUUUCUGCUAUUGCAGCAAAUAUGUUCUUCGUUUCAUCUGGAACUAUGUUGGUAUGGAAUUCUCCAGUGCUGCCAAAGCUACAGUCAAAUAACACUAUAAUAAAUCCUUUACCAACGCCAAUCACAAUUUUUGAAACUUCAACAAUUACCAUGAUGUAUCCCUUGGGGUCAACCAUUGGCUCACUUUUAAUAGGAAAAAUCCCCGACAUCAUUGGGAGGAAAAAAACAUUAACCUGCUUAUCAUUUGUUGUUAUGGUGUCCUUUAUAGCGCUAUCGUUUGCCAAUGAAGUGUAUUUUUUCUUUAUAAUUUUGCCUAUACUUUCAGCUAAUUUAGCUGCAGGGUAUAUCGUAAUUCCAACAUAUGUUUCAGAAAUAGCUGAAGACCACAACAGAGGAAAUUUGGGCACAAUGAUGUCAUUUGGAUAUGGAUUUGGACAAUUGUACGCAUACCUUAUUGGGGCCACCACUAGUUAUAGGUUAUUUUGUUUACUGUGCGCCUUUCCCCCAUUUUUGGUUCUACUAUGUUCAUUAUUUAUUCCAGAAUCACCAAUAUAUGCUACACUUAAAGGAAGGCGAGAACAGGCUUUGAUUAUUCUAAAAAAGCUAAGAAAAUCCAAACCAGCGCGCGAUGUAGAAAUCGAAUACAAUGAGAAAGAACAGUUUUUACUGAAUAACACAAUCGGACCAAAAAUUAGUUUUAAAAGUUUUUUUCUAGACCGUGCUGUUAGAAAGGGAAUAGCGCUUUCUAUUGCAGUUUUUGUAAUGCAAAAAGUGGCAGCAAACUAUUUAGUAUUAUCAUUUUUAGGUACCCUGCUGAAUGAUGCUGACAGUAAUUUAUCUGGAGAUAAGUUAGCCGUACUAGUGCAAAUCAUAAAGAUUAUUGCUGCUUUCGUGGUUUUUUAUGCCGUGGAAAAAAAAGGAAGAAGGUUUUUAUUUUUAUUGGGAACUAGCCUAUGUGGUGUUGCACUGUUUGGAUUGGGUAGUUAUUUUUAUUUUCAACACAACGGCUAUUACUUAAAUGGUUUUACUAGACUGAUGCCAGUGUUUCUUAUUAUUUUUUUUCUUGUAUCUUAUACCUUAAGUUUGAGUUCGAUUCCUUCUAUUUUAGCUUCAGAAUUACUGCCAAAUGAACUCAGGUCGUUGGGGUUGAGUAUAGCUUUGUUAUUUGGGAAUAUAUGUUUAAUCGCUAUUUCUUUUUCUUAUCCAAUAGUAGCAAAAUAUUUAGGAGUGCAUUAUUGUAUGUAUACGUUUAGUUGUUUUUGUUUCAUUGGCUUCAGUAUUAUGUAUUUCGUAUUACCUGAGACUAGAGGUAAAAGUUUUGAGGAGAUAAGAAACAUUUUAAAUGGCUAGGCUGUAUAGUCCAAGAGCUGGAAGGGGAUUUUGCUCGUGAUCGGUAAUACGGACAAACUAUAUAAGGAUAUAUUUAAUUAGUCGGGUAUAAGACUUUCCGCCGCCCCUUUGUCCCCCACAGAGCUGUCCGCCCCUGGAGAUUUUGCUUAGUUAAGUUAUGACUCAUUUAUUUCCAAAUUUUGGUGCAUUAUCUCGAUCACGAACUCCACAAAAAAAUACAAUAAAACCACAACUUUUACCCCUUAUAACUGCCCUCGUCUCCGCUCGUGUUGGCAAGUCAUGCAUACGACUAAUCCAACAUAUCCCGGUAAGUUUGUCCAUAUUACCGAUCACGAGCAAAGUCCGCUUUUCAAUCUCUUCGACCCCAAUAUUUUGAUUAAUAAAAUAAGACUGAUUUACAUUGUUACUAAUUUGUUAUGAAACUAUGUUAAAAAUAAAUUUUUUAUUGAUA